Olea europaea var. sylvestris is the source of this 3030-nucleotide messenger RNA. RefSeq lists its product as uncharacterized. The coding region runs from base 1 to 3030 and encodes 1009 amino acids. NCBI's taxonomy places the organism in Eukaryota, Viridiplantae, Streptophyta, Magnoliopsida, Lamiales, Oleaceae. The record is from RefSeq and is a predicted model, not a curated record. Gene Ontology annotation, molecular function: nucleic acid binding. Gene Ontology annotation, biological process: DNA integration. The transcript is spliced from 9 exons.
AUGAAUGAGAUCUAUAGCUCUUAUGAAUGGAGUACAAAUAUUACAGGAUCACUCUUACGAGAUUUCACCUAUGUGAGUUUGGAGGUGGGGCUGUUUCCUAUGAGAACUGGCCUUAUUUUCUUAAAUACGCUCAUGAAACUGGGUAUGGCACAAAGCCGUUUUUGGUUUUCUAAGAGAAGAUUCAAUGUAAAGCACACCUCUAUAAUGCAUAAUAGUCCCUCUUUACCUUGUAAUCUUUAUGUUUUGGUAUAUAGAAAAGUAGAGAGGUUGGAGGUUUGGAAAAUGAAAGGCGAAAAGGUUCAUGUGUUUAUGUCACCUCUUUGUUUUGGGCAGCCUGAUAGCUGUGGUCGAUACAGUAAAGAGGUCAGAGUAUUGUUAGAAUCAAUAAUGUCUGGCGUACUUAAUUAUGCUUCUUGGAAGGUUAGAAUGCGUCCUUUUCUGAAAUCUUUAGAUGAGCAUGUUUGGGUAAGUGUGCAAAAUGGUUGGAAACCUCCCUCCACUACUGUUUCUGGAACUAUUAAUCUAACUGACAUAUCACUGUGGACUAAGGAUGAAAUAGCUGAGUGUAAUUGGAAUAGCAAGGGUCUUCAUGCCCUGUUUAUGGCCGUGUCUCCCAAAGAGUUUAGGAGAGUGUCAAUGUGUGAAACUGCUAAAGAGGUUUGGGACAUUCUUGAAACUACACACGAGGGAACUAAAACGGUAAAGAAUUCUAAGUUACAAAUGCUAGCAUCUAGGUUUGAAGAAGUGAGAAUGAAGGAUGAUGAAACGUUUGACGAAUUCUAUGCUAAAUUGAAUGACAUUGUUAAUUCUAGCUUCAAUCUAGGUGAGAGAAUUCCCGAGUCUAAAAUUAAAGGAAAGUCCGUAGCCUUAAAAUCCAUCAAAGAGGAUGAAUCUUCUGAUACUGAAUCACUUAGGGACGAUGAAAUUGCUUACUUUGUUAAGAGAUUCCAAAAAGUUCUCAAGAAUAGGAAAAAGCCUCAUGAUAGAAAAAGUGGAGCCCCUAGCAGUUUUUCAAAAGAAAAAAUUGAAAAGUUUACCAAUAAAGGGUCUAGUGAUAAGCCUCGUUUGGUUAGGUCCCAUGAGUAUAAUGAAUCUGAGACCAGUGAUAGGCAGGAAUCUUCUAGUAGUGAGAACGAAGGAAACUAUAUGGCAUUUGUAUCGACUAUUAAGAGUGAAUCUGACAAAGAAAGUAACAAGGUUGAGGAAGAACUUCCUAACGAUAAUUCUAGUAAUGAGGAUGAGGAUGACAUAGACAUACAAGAAGCUUAUCAACUUUUGUUUAAAGAGAGUCUUAAAAUCAAAAAGAAAUUGGACAAUAUUUUGGGAAUGAAUAAGCCUGCAGGAGAUAGGAAAGGUCUAGGAUACGUUAAGGGUAACACACAUGUUACUAGACCAUCUAAGACUGUGUUUGUUUCUGCCUCUAAGAAAGCUAAUGCUGUCGGCAGUUCAAAAAAGGGUAAGAAUGUUCCGAGAGAACAGAGUCAUCAAUCACGUAGGAACUUCAAUCCCAGAUACCCACAGACACGUACCUUUGAGCCUAGGUUCAUUCCCACCUGUCACCACUGUGGAGCUCUAGGACACACUAGGCCUAGAUGUUAUAAGUUAGGCAAUGAGCAUAGAAAUCAUAACAUUCCUAGUCAGGUUAGCUUUCUGUCUAAUCAGGUUAGUCAUUUGACUGAGAUGCUUACUAAGCUUACUAGGAGUACUUUAUCGUCUACGAAAGUUUGGGUCAAAAAGGGUGAUCUAGCUAGACAUUCAGGUCAAGAAAACUGUUUUGUUGCUCAUGUUGCAUUAAAAGCCCAAAAUUACAAUAUGUGGUAUCUAGAUAGUGCAUGUUCUAGGCAUAUGUGUGGUAAUAAAGCUUUGUUCACUACUCUUGAUGAAUGUAAUGGUGGUAUGGUUACUUUUGGAGAUGGGGGUUCUGCACCUAUUCUUGGCAAAGGUACUGUACAAAUGCAUGGAUUACCUGUGAUAUCUAAUGUGCUUUAUGUGGAAGGCUUAAAGUCUAAUUUGUUAAGCAUUAGUCAGAUUUGUGAUGAUGAUUUUGAGGUUAGCUUUGUGCAAAAGAGAUGUACCGUGUAUGAUUCGUCCGGUGGGGUGGUCCUUGAAGGGGUUAGAACGUCUGACAAUUGUUAUGGAGUUUUGCCUAAUUCUAAUUACGUGUGUAGGAGUGCAAAAAUUGAUGUGAGUGAGCUCUGGCACAAAAGGUUAGGUCACUUGAAUUAUAAGAGUCUAGUACAGCUAGCUAAGAAGGAAUUGGUAGAUGGUUUGCCUAAGAUAAGUCCGAGUGAAAAUGUUGUGUGUGGACCAUGUCAACUAGGUAAACAGUUUAAGGGAAGUCAUAAAAAGACUUCUAAAAUUCUGAUCAAAAGACCCAUGGAAUUGAUACACAUGGAUUUAAUGGGACCAUCUAGGACUGAGAGUCUAGGAGGUAAACGAUACAUUAUUGUUGUGGUAGAUGACUUCUCGAGGUUCACAUGGAUAGAAUUGCUUAGGGAAAAAUCUGAUGUAUGUGAUCUUAUAAAGUCUCUGUAUAAGCGGCUUAGUAAUGAACUCAAUCUCGAAGUGUCUAGAAUGCGUAGUGAUCAUGGAAAAGAAUUUGAAAAUUCUAAUCUUGAGAGUUUUUGCAUGGAUGAAGGGAUAUUGCAUGAGUUUUCUUCCCCUAUCACUCCUCAACAAAAUGGGGGUAAAAAGCCUACGGUUAAGUACUUUCGUGUGUUUGGGAGUAAGUGCUAUAUUCUGCGUGAUAGAGAGAACUUGGGUAAGUUUGAAUCUAAGAGUGAUGAAGGAGUUUUCUUAGGAUACUCUAGAAAUAGUCGAGCAUUCCGAGUAUAUAACUCACGAACUCAUGUUGUGAUGGAGUCAAUCAAUGUUGUGAUAGAUGAUGCUGUGAGUGAGGGGGAGAGUGUUGAAAAUUGUGACAGGGAUGGUGAUCUUAUAAGUUCUAGUGAUCCCACUGAACCACCUGUGUCUGAAUCAUCUCUUAGGAAAAUUGAAACACCUGAAAAGGAAACACUUCCACAAGAUUGA